Alosa sapidissima (American shad) is the source of this 2269-nucleotide messenger RNA. Its product is annotated as nuclear factor 7, ovary-like. The transcript is spliced from 7 exons. Bases 233 to 2005 code for a protein of 590 amino acids. NCBI's taxonomy places the organism in Eukaryota, Metazoa, Chordata, Actinopteri, Clupeiformes, Clupeidae. Gene Ontology annotation, molecular function: protein binding; zinc ion binding. The record is from RefSeq and is a predicted model, not a curated record.
AUUGGCUGUCUUCCUCCGUCCAAACCACACUCACCUGAAAGCCAUGAUCACCUGCGUGCUUGACUGUGUGUGUAUUUUUUAUGAUGCGUAACAGUUCCCGUGCCCAUUCAAUUCUGCUGUUUUUUCCAUGACAAAUAGGAAAGUACUACCUGAGAGUCGCUAGAAAGCCUCUUCAUUGGCUUUGUCAGCCAGAACUGUCGUUGCAGCGAGAACCCCAAGAAGUCACUAAGUAAUGGCCUCUUCCUGCAGUGCCCUCCUCCCCGAGGAGCAGCUCCUGUGCUCCCUGUGUGGCGACGUCUUCACAGACCCCAUCACUCUGCCCUGCGGACACAACUUCUGCCACUCCUGUCUCCUGGGCCUCUGGGACUCCUCAUCGUCCUCCACCUCCUCUUCCUCUUCCUCCUCCUCCUCCUCCUGCUGCUGCCCCCACUGCCAACGCGCCUUCCCCUCCCGGCCCGAACUCAGCGUCAACAUCGCUUUCCGCGAGAUCGCCGAGCGCUUCAAGGCGACGCGCCUCGUCUCGGUGACGACAGCGUCGCCGUCGGCCUCCGAACCUCAGCAACACCAGUCCCAGUUCGCCGCCGCCAUCACCAGCACCACCACCACCUCCGGCUCCACCUCGGCUCCCUCUCGCCCUGCCGCUGACGAUGAGGUCCCCUGCGACGUGUGCACGAGCCCCAAGCUCAGGGCCUCCAAGGCCUGCCUGGAGUGCCUGACGUCGUACUGCGCGGCGCACCUGGAGCCUCACCUGCGCGUGGCGGGGCUGAGGCGGCACCGGCUCAUCGAGCCCGUGGAGCGUCUGGAGGAGCGGGCGUGCGCUCGCCACAACCGGCCCCUGGAGCUCUACUGCCGCUGGGACCAGAUGUGCGUGUGCCGCUUCUGCGCCGAGACUGACCACCUGGACCACGUGAUGGUCACGCUGGACGUGGAGAGUGUGGAGAAGAAGACCUCACUGAAGAUGCUGGAGGGUGUAAUUAACCAGCUGAUUCAGGAGAGGCUGAAUAAGACACAGGAGCUCAAACAAGCAGUGGAGCUCAGCAAAGAGAACACUCAGCGUGAGGCAGAGGAGAGUGUGCAGGUGUUCCGGGCGCUGCUGCGCUGUGUGGAGGGCAGCCAGGCAUCGCUGGUGGAGGAGAUGGAGCAAAGACAGACGGCCUUGGAGCGCAAGGCACAGCACCUCCUACUGGAGCUGGAGCAGGAGAGCACCGAGCUCAGGGCCAAGAGAGACGAGCUGGAGAAACAGCAGAAGAACGACGACCCCAUUGACCUACUACAGAAUUACCCGCAGGCUAUGUCUCGGCCGCAGGUGAAAGACUGGUCAGACACCAGAGUGUACACUGACCAGUGUGUGGGCCUCACCAGGAGAGUGCUGUCCAAGGUGGAGGAGAUGCUCAAGACUGAAAUGAAAAGGAUGGAGGAGAACGAGCUGAAAAGGAUUCAGGCGUAUGCAAUUGAUGUGACCUUUGACCCUGAUACGGCUCACCCCAACAUCCACUUGACCGAGGACGGCAAGCAAGCUGGGCGUGGCGAGACCCUCAAAGAACUGCCGGACAUUCCGGCCCGUUUCGACCCGGUGCUCUGCGUGAUGGCCAGACAGGGUUUCUCCUCCGGUCGGUUCUACUACGAGGUUCAAGUCAGCAGCAAGACGUUCUGGGACCUGGGGGUGGUGAGCGAGUCGGUGAACCGCAAAGGCAUGAUCACGUCCAAGCCAGAGAACGGCUUCUGGACCGUGCGCCUACGGAACGGGGACGAGUACCGGGCCCUGGGCUCGCCCUCAGUCCAGCUCGCCCUGCGUGGGCGACCCCGGAGAGUCGGGAUCUACGUCGACCACGAGGGCGGGCGGGUAUCCUUCUACGACGCAGAGGCCGGGCGGCACGUCUACUCGUUCACCGGACACUCCUUCACCGAGCCACUCUACCCCUUCUUCAGUCCGGGUGUCGCAGAUGACGGGAAGAACCUUGAGCCAUUGGUUAUAACGUCUGUUAGUCAACCGAGCGGAUUGUGACUGUUAACUAUUAGUGUAGGCCAUGCACUAACGCCAAACAUGGAUUUAGAAAGAUGUUCGUAGUCCCAGUAACUCAUAGUUAUUUACUAUACUGUAUAGGGCACAAUGUUGUGAAUGAGUACAGUAGAUAUUCUGAACGCGGGUCUAUGUUCUGUGUCAGAAAAUGACAGAAAUGUACAUGAUUAAUCACAUAUCCCUUUAAAUAAUUGGUAACACUUUACUUGGGGUGAGUUCAUAACACAUUCAUAGCAGCUGUCAUAAACU